UCGAGCAGAAAGCAGUGUAUGGAUCUUCGGUGACGUGUGGUGCCGCGUGUGGCUGGCCGUCGACGUCUGGAUGUGCACGGCGUCGAUACUGAACCUGUGCGCGAUUUCGCUGGAUCGCUACGUGGCCGUCACCCGUCCCGUCACCUACCCGAGCAUCAUGUCCACCGGGCGGGCCAAGUCGCUCAUCGCCGGGCUGUGGGUGUUGUCCUUUGUGAUCUGCUUUCCGCCGCUGGUCGGGUGGAAGGAGCAGAAAGUGAAAGAGAACCUAUUAUUACCGUAUGGAAAUCACACGCUGGUGUCGAUGUCACUGUCACCAGCCACUUCCACCUCAUCAUCGUAUUCAUCAUCGCCAUCGUCGUCGUCGUCAUCAUCAUCAUUAUCACCGUCGUCGUCGUCGUUGAUAUCACCUUCAUCGUCUUCGCCAUCAACGUUCAGUAGUACUACCAUCACCUCCUCCUCCUUCUCCUCGGUUGUAGACUGGGCCGAGCUGGGGCUGGGCGAAACGACGCCCUCCUCCAACCCCACGCACUGCCCGUGGACCUGCGAGCUGACGAACGACGCCGGAUACGUCGUCUAUUCGGCGCUGGGCUCCUUCUACAUUCCCAUGUUCGUGAUGUUGUUCUUCUACUGGCGCAUCUACCGGGCCGCUGAGCGGACCACACGUGCCAUCAAUCAGGGAUUCAGAACCACCAAAGGUAAGUGGAAAUGAAAGAUGCCAACUCUCCCGAUAAUAUCCCCCUGCCAGUCUGUAAAUGUGAUAAGCUACCCGGGUCCGAUGAAGUGUCAUUCUUCAUUGGGCGAU
This is a messenger RNA of Armigeres subalbatus, 802 nucleotides long. Its product is annotated as octopamine receptor Oamb-like. Lineage: Eukaryota; Metazoa; Arthropoda; Insecta; Diptera; Culicidae. Gene Ontology annotation, biological process: adenylate cyclase-activating adrenergic receptor signaling pathway; phospholipase C-activating G protein-coupled receptor signaling pathway; cell-cell signaling. The coding region runs from base 71 to 709 and encodes 212 amino acids. The transcript is spliced from 3 exons. Gene Ontology annotation, molecular function: alpha1-adrenergic receptor activity. The record is from RefSeq and is a predicted model, not a curated record. Gene Ontology annotation, cellular component: plasma membrane.